CUAACUAAUGCAAAGACAGAAAACAAUAAGAAAGCUCUGGUUUUUACCAUGUUGCACGUAGUAGGCCACUGAACUUUUGAUUGAAAUCUCAGGCCUUGAACAAGUUGUCUGCGCAUAGGCACACAACUGUUUAUGUUGACAAAAUCCGAAUCUUUGGCAUAUUCUAAAAAGGCAUAAAAAAAUAGAGCCGAUGUUUUUUUUGUGUUAUUACCCUUCUCGGAAACCUGGGAUAUAUUGAAACAGAACAAGUUUAUCUACACGCCACAAGGUCACGUGGUAUCAUAUUACAAUCUCAGAGCUUCGGCAACGGUUGAUGCCAGCACCAAUGACCAGAGAAAUCAAACCAAACGAGGAUCCGCAGGUGACAAGAGUUUUUGUGGUACGUCAUGGACGGACAGACUGGAAUGCCAAGAAAAUUCUCCAGGGCCACAUCGACAUCGACAUAAAUGAAGAAGGCGCCCAACAAGCCCAGAAGGUCGCUUCCCAUCUUCAGGGAGUAAGGAUCGAUGAUCUUGUGUCCUCUGACUUAUGCCGAUGUGUCAAUACUUCAAAACCCAUUCUCAGCUACCAGCAUACUGCUACAUACUCAGAAACCCCUAAAUUGCGUGAACGUGAUAUGGGCAAAGUACAAGGUAUGCCUUUGAUAGACGCUCUCCAAACUUACGGAGAGAACUUCCGUAGUCUUGGUGAGCAGGAAUCAGCUUUGAUCGAAAGAGUGUCCGAAGUUUAUGAUUCUGCCUUGAAGAGAGCGGCGUCCAACAAACAUAAGAAUAUCUUGCUUUGUACCCACGGAGGUGUCAUCACUGUGUUCACCAAUCACUUGCACAGAGAUAGAAAAUACUGCUUGGGCGAAGGCAUCACGGCUGAUGAUCUCAGGGUGCCUUAUAACACGUCAAUUACUGUCAUCGAUGUAGAAAAGGCCACAGGAUCAGGAACCAUUGUAAACUGUGGCGUAACUGAACAUCUAGGUGGAGAUUUCAGAGUAAAAAAUCAAUUAUUACGAUAGCACUUGUGUCAGCCAGAGAGAUGGAAAAUGCUGUAUCAAUACAUAUAUAAAGAUAGAAAUAGAUGAUUAGAUGAUUAUUAUGCGAGCAUGUCUGGGUCAAGAGUGUUGCUUCUGGAAAAAGAAGCAUACUUCUGAAAGUUGUCCUUCCUUUCCAACUCAUACUCAGGGUUCUUGAUCUUGGAGCUCCAUUUACGUUUGUAAAUU
Metschnikowia bicuspidata var. bicuspidata NRRL YB-4993 is the source of this 1210-nucleotide messenger RNA. RefSeq names its product phosphoglycerate mutase. The coding region runs from base 326 to 1006 and encodes 226 amino acids. Gene Ontology annotation, molecular function: fructose-2,6-bisphosphate 2-phosphatase activity. Gene Ontology annotation, biological process: positive regulation of DNA repair; negative regulation of glycolytic process; negative regulation of programmed cell death. NCBI's taxonomy places the organism in Eukaryota, Fungi, Ascomycota, Pichiomycetes, Serinales, Metschnikowiaceae. The record is from RefSeq and is a predicted model, not a curated record. The transcript has a single exon. Gene Ontology annotation, cellular component: cytosol.